ACAUCAGUGCUCCUGUCCAUUCACUGCUAUGACGCAGAGAACCCGGAAGACGUGUGUUUGCUGUCAAUGCCAACGACAGAGAGGAGGCGCAGCUGAAACCCGCAUUUAAGACAAGAUGGCAGGACUGCCCCGUAGGAUCCUUAAGGAAACUCAACGUUUGAUUGCAGAGCCUGUCCCAGGCAUCGAGGCAGAGCCAGACGAAGGCAACGCCCGCUACUUUCAUGUGAUCAUUUGUGGACCUCAGGACUCACCUUUUGAGGGGGGCACGUUUAAACUCGAGCUCUUUUUACCAGAGGAAUAUCCCAUGGCUGCUCCGAAAGUGCGCUUCAUGACCAAAAUAUAUCAUCCCAAUGUAGACAAGUUGGGGAGAAUAUGUCUAGACAUUUUGAAAGAUAAAUGGUCACCAGCUCUGCAGAUUCGCACAGUGCUGCUGUCAAUCCAGGCGUUACUAAGUGCACCCAACCCUGAUGAUCCCCUUGCAAAUGAUGUUGCAGAGAAGUGGAAGUCCAAUGAAGUUGAAGCCAUAGAAACAGCCAGGUCAUGGACCAGGCUUUACGCUGGAAGCAGAAAUGAAGUGUGAAGCAGCUCAACAAGUGGAAAUCAAGUGCGAUUCCUUAUGCUCUGCCAAGACAUCUUCCUACUUCAUUUACAUUUAAAGGACACCGUCUUGAAUAUAUAUAUAUAUAUAUA
This is a messenger RNA of Perca flavescens (yellow perch), 690 nucleotides long. It is a transcript of the gene ube2na, whose product is annotated as ubiquitin-conjugating enzyme E2Na. The transcript has 4 exons. The coding region runs from base 116 to 580 and encodes 154 amino acids. The record is from RefSeq and is a predicted model, not a curated record. NCBI's taxonomy places the organism in Eukaryota, Metazoa, Chordata, Actinopteri, Perciformes, Percidae.